AACGCAUGCCUGUCACCUUUUUAUUCGUAUUGUUGAAAUCGUAUGAAACACUCUAUAAUUGUUAAAAUCAUAGGCAAAAUGUUAAUCAAAACGUUCGGACUUAUUUUAUUUUUCUCAUCGUCUCAAUCCGAAAGCCUUUUUAGGCCAAACUUGCCUCUGGGCGAAUAUCGCCUGGUGAUUGAUAAAGUAUAUCCGUGUGAAACAACCAAAAACCAUCCGAUUCAAGGCAAUUGGUAUUUAAGUAAAAAGACAUCAAGUAUAACAGAGUUAAAAGGAAAUACGACAUUUUCGAUACCUUUCGAUGAUACGAUUACACUCAAUUAUAACCUUGCGUCUUGGGGCUCAACUGGUGGAUGGGUGCCAAAUUCAUAUAUUCUCAAUACAAAAAAGGCAUGCAGUACUGUAAAAUAUCUCGGUGGAACUGCGUGGUUUAACUUUAUGGAGGGUUUCAACAUGUCAACUGAUAAAUGUCCAAUUCCAGUGGGCACAUAUAUUACGUCAGGAAUCGAUAUGAAGAAACUUGAAGAUAUGAACUUUCCCAAAACAUAUUUUUAUGGAAAAUAUAAAACUGUGUGUCGCUUAAAAAAUUUGAAAAAUGAAGCAGUUGGCUGCGUUGUUGUUGAAUUUAGUCUCAUACGUCCUUGGGAAACACCAAUUUGA
Molecule: messenger RNA, 660 nt
Organism: Acyrthosiphon pisum (pea aphid)
Lineage: Eukaryota; Metazoa; Arthropoda; Insecta; Hemiptera; Aphididae
Exons: 4
Coding region: 43-660 (205 amino acids)
Source: RefSeq, a predicted model, not a curated record